AUGAAAUCCUUGAUCGCCUCGGCCGCAUUCAUUGCUGGCGCUCUUGCGCAGGGCGCAGCUUAUGCUCAAUGUGGAGGCCAGGGAUGGACUGGAGCGACAACAUGUGUGUCUGGAUACACGUGCACGUACUCCAACCAGUACUACUCCCAGUGUCUUCCUGGCAGCGCAUCGACUACGCUGUCAACUUCCGCCCGGCCCAGCACGACCUCAUCGUCCCAGCCGAGCGCGACGACCUCGAAGGCACCUUCAGCUACAGGAGGCUGGAAGUUCCUUGGCGUGGAUGAGUCUGGAGCCGAAUUUGGCAACCAGAACUUCCCCGGAACCUAUGGGAAAGACUUCAUAUUCCCAGACAACACAGCUCUUCAGACCUUGAUCAGCUCGGGCUAUAACGCCCUCCGCGUUCCCUUCUCCAUGGAGAGAAUGGUUACUGGCAACACGAUCUCGUCCUCAUUGGCAACCGCAUAUCUUAACAACUACACCGCAACGGUAAACUUCAUUACCAAUGCCGGAGGCUACGCCAUCAUUGACCCGCACAACUACGGUCGGUUCUACGGCAACAUCAUCACCGACACCGCCGGCUUCCAGACCUUCUGGAAGAACCUCGCCAGCGUGUACAAGAGCAACUCCAAGGUCAUCUUCGAUACCAAUAAUGAGUACCACGAUAUGGACCAGACGCUCGUUUUGAACCUGAACCAGGCCGCCAUCAAUGGUAUUCGUGCCGCAGGCGCAACCUCGCAGUACAUCUUUGUCGAGGGUAACUCGUACUCGGGUGCUUGGACUUGGACUCAGGUCAACGACAACCUCAAGGCCCUGACAGACCCCCAAAACAAGAUCGUCUACGAAAUGCACCAGUACCUCGACUCGGACGGCUCGGGUACGUCUGCUACCUGCGUGUCGGGGACCAUCGGCGCAGAGCGCGUUGCCAGUGCGACUCAGUGGCUCAAGACUAACGGCAAGCUCGGAAUCAUCGGCGAGUUUGCGGGAGGCGCCAACGACCAGUGCAAAUCCGCCGUCACUGGGCUGCUCAACACUCUCAAGUCGAACUCCGAUGUCUGGCUCGGUGCUCUCUGGUGGGGAGGUGGACCAUGGUGGGGCGACUAUAUCUAUAGCUAUGAGCCGCCUAGCGGGAUUGGCUACAAGUACUAUGACUCUUUGCUCAGGACGUACAAGCCUUGA
Messenger RNA from Diaporthe batatas, 1176 nucleotides. RefSeq lists its product as uncharacterized. Gene Ontology annotation, molecular function: hydrolase activity, hydrolyzing O-glycosyl compounds; cellulose binding. NCBI's taxonomy places the organism in Eukaryota, Fungi, Ascomycota, Sordariomycetes, Diaporthales, Diaporthaceae. The transcript is spliced from 2 exons. The record is from RefSeq and is a predicted model, not a curated record. Gene Ontology annotation, biological process: glucan catabolic process. The coding region runs from base 1 to 1176 and encodes 391 amino acids. Gene Ontology annotation, cellular component: extracellular region.